CAGAUAUAUUGAAACACGGGACACACUCACGUUGGUUAGAAGUAGUUUUUAAGACAGGUUUGUUUUCUUUUAUUUAAUUUGUGUGUUUAAAGUAAAAAUGUAUCCACUUCAGCCUAAUGAAGAUGAUAGCAGUGAACAAUUAACUGCUGCCGAAGACAUUAUCAGUGAGUAUAAAGUCAUAGCCAUGAAGUCCGAGGAUGAAAUCGCUGGGUGUCGACAAGAACUGGAUUCCAGCCGGAUCAUUUUACAUCGAAUAGAUUUCCCACAAAAUUGUGUGUGCAAAGAAGAGGAGGAUUCCACUGAGCUCUGCCACCAGGAGGGGAACUCCACAUCUGUAAAAGAAGAACCAGAGCCUAUGCAGAUAAAACAGGAGCAAGAGAAUUGCAAAUAUCAAGAGUUCAAAGAGGAAGAGAAGCAGCAAUCAAUCUGCCCUUCAUUCUGCAUCAGUCAGGAGGAAGAGCAGGUUGUGCUAAAAGAGGAGACUGAAUACAUUUUGGUGAAUCCUCCUUAUGUGCAAAAAAACAGCAAUGAAAGGAACCCAAACAGGGACCAGCUUAUCUCACAUGGCUACUCUGAAGAACAUCAGGAUCAGGAAGGAAACAGUUCUGAAAACCAAGGAAGAGACAAAGAGCAGAAACAAAAUGAGGGGGGCCAGAAAACUGAAGAGCAGAAAGGCACUUCUGACAGUUCAAAUCCAAACACACCCAAAAUAAGUCACUCAGCGGAGAAUGAUUUCCCGCAAAAUUGUGUGUGCAAAGAAGAGGAGGAUUCCACUGAGCUCUGCCACCAGGAGGGGAACUCCACAUCUGUGAAAGAAGAACCAGAGCCUAUGCAGAUAAAACAGGAGCAAGAGAAUUGCAAAUAUCAAGAGUUCAAAGAGGAAGAGAAGCAGCAAUCAAUCUGCCCUUCAUUCUGCAUCAGUCAGGAGGAAGAGCAGGUUGUGCUAAAAGAGGAGACUGAAUACAUUUUGGUGAAUCCUCCUUAUGUGCAAAAAAACAACAAUGAAAGGAACCCAAACAGGGACCAGCUUAUCUCACAUGGCUACUCUGAAGAACAUCAGGAAGGAAACAGUUCUGAAAACCAAGGAAGAGACGAAGAGCAGAAACAAAAUGAGGGGGGCCAGAAAACUGAAGAGCAGAAAGGCACUUCUGACAGUUCAAAUCCAAACACACCCAAAAUAAGUCACUCAGCGGAUAAUGGUUUCUCAUGUAUGACCUGUGGAAAGAUUUAUAGUCAAAGAUAUCGUUUACAACGUCACAUAAGAAGUCAUACCGGAGAGAAGCCUUUCACAUGUACAACCUGUGGAAAGAGUUACAUUGACAAGAGUAAUUUAAUUUAUCACAAUAAAACUCACACUGAUGAGAAGCCUUUCUCAUGCUUGACCUGUGGAAAGGGUUACAAUAAAAGAUCGCUUUUGAAAUGCCACAUGAGAAGUCACACGGGUGAGAAGCCUUACACGUGUGCGACCUGUGGAAAGGGCUGCAGUACCAAACCGAGUUUAGCUUAUCACAUGAGAACUCACACAGGUGAGAGGCCUUACACAUGUACAACCUGUGGAAAGGGAUUUAGUACAAAGACCUGUUUAGUUUAUCACACAAGAACGCACACAGGUGAGAAGCUUUUCUCAUGUGAGAUCUGUAAGAAAACGUUUGUAACUAGAUUUGAAAUAACACGUCAUAUGAGAUCUCACACAGGCGAGAAGCCUUUCUCGUGUACUAUCUGUAGUAGAAGUUUCGCUGAAAAAUGUGUUUUAAUUGAUCACAUGGCCUUACACACAGGCAAGAAGCCUUUCUCAUGUAUGACCUGUGGAAAGAGUUUCAGCAGAAAAUGCUUUUUAAAACGUCACAUGAGAACACAUGAGAAGUCUUACACAUGUACAAUCUGUGGAAAGGGUUACAGUGAAAAGAGUGCUAUAAUGUAUCACAUGAGGACUCACACAGGCGAUAAGCCUUUUUCGUGUAUGACAUGUGGAAAAGGUUACAGUAAAGAGUAUCUUUUAAAUAGUCACAUGAGAACUCACACCGGAGAGAAACCAUUCACCUGUACAACCUGUGGAAAGAGUUAUCGUGUCAAGAAAAGUUUACUUUAUCACAUAAAAACCCACUCAAGUGAGAAACCUUUUUCAUGUGAGACCUGUGAAAAAAGCUUUAGAACUAGAUCUGAUUUAACACGUCAUAUGAAAACUCACAAAUAUGAAAAUCUGUACAAGUGUAAAACCUGUGGAAAGGGUUACAGUGACAUGGCUAGUUUACUUAAUCACAUGAGAAUUCACACAGACGCGAAGCCUUUCUCGUGUGUGACUUGUGGAAAAUGUUACAGUAAAAGGUCUCUAUUAAAGUGUCACAUAAGAAGUCACACAGGCGAGAAGCCUUGCACAUGUACAACCUGUGGAAACACUUACAGAAACAAGGCUAGUUUACUUUAUCACAUGAGAUCUCACACAGGUGAGAAACCUUUCUUAUGUGACACCUGUGCAAAAGGCUUUAGAUGUAAAUCUGAUUUAACACGUCAUAUGAGAACUCACACAGGGGAGAAGCCAUUCUCGUGUACUACCUGUAAAAAAAGUUUCACUCGAAGAAGUUCUUUAAAUUAUCACAUGACCACUCACACAGGCAAGCCUUUCUCAUGUAUGACCUGUGGAAAGUGUUACAGCACAGACUCUCUUUUCAAACGUCACGUGAGAAAUCAUACAGAGGGAGAGAGAUAAUUAAGCCACCUUAUGUCAAAAAUGAUUGAUGACAUAUGACCUUAUGACCUUAUUACCUCCCCCCUUCCGGUCCCAUCCCCCACAAAUGAUUGAUGACUUAUGACCUCAUUAACUUACCCCUCCCCCACAAAUGAUUUAUGACCUUACCCCUCCCCCACAAAUGAUUUAUGACCUCACCCCUCCCCCACAAAUGAUUUAUGACCUCACCCCUCCCCAACAAAUGAUUUAUGACAUCACCCCUCCCCCCUUCCAGUCCCAUCCCCCACAAAUGAUUUAUGACAUCACCCCUCCCCCCCUUCUGGUCCCAUCCCCCAUCCUUCCGAGCGGAACAUCUUUAUUAUCCGAGACGCCAAUUUCUGUAUUCCAAGCUUCGAACCACCCCCUUGAAGCUCCCAAGAAAUCGGCAAUGUAUUUAUGCAGGGUUCAGCAUCCUCCUAUAGAAACACUGCAUGAAGAAUGGUCUUUAGAGGAUUCUGGCAUGGUUGGUGCGUGGGGAUACAUCUUCAAAUAUGAAUCCGGUGAGCUCUACCUUUACCAACUGGACCGAGAAGAGAAGCUCACACCCUUUUCUGAUACAUGGAACCUUACCUAUAAUGACUGGGCAGUGCUGAGGUUGGUGGUCCCCUACAAUACAGAAAUAAACAGGGAAUUGGCUACUCCAGACCAGUCAGAGUUGAUCGGUUUUCCAUCUGAUGUUGAAAUCGUCAACGGAGAGAUACUCUUUAGCGCAGUUUGGCAAACAAAAUCUACCACAAACGGGUCCUGGUCUCUCCGAGCGAGCAGGCGAAGGAGCUACGAGGCUUUUUCCCCCGACCUGUUUUUUUUAGAAGUUCUAAACGCAGAAAGUGGGAUCUUUAGGACCAUGCUGGCGUUACCCUUUAUUGUAUGGCGCCAUAAAAUGAUUGAAAUUGGGGAUCGAAUUUCCAACCUGUUCUGGAGUUCACCCUGCUGGCUUGACAUUCUGACUGUGAAAAAAAACCUCUUUUAGACACGCCCUCUACCCUCCACCCUAUAUAUUUAGCAUGAGGAAGCAUACCAGCACACAUCUCUUCAAGAAGGGCCGUAUCUACACCGGCUAGAAUGGGGUCGUACUGGGAUUUAUACUCUCCUGUUUCCCCCACAGCAACUCCAUAUCUUCCAUCUUCACCACCCUACCCUCUGUAACCGGUGCUUUUUCCAGACGAAGCUAAUCAUCCACCAUCACCAGCACCUUUUCCAAGCGAGACUAAUGAAGUAAAUGUCCUGAAGGAGGAAAAGAAAUUGCUUCCCACUCUUUCCGAGUCUGAUGAAGACAGGGCGGCGGGAGCCUCACCUGAUUCGUCCGAAGACGAACAAACCAGCCUCAUCGUGCAUCCGGCGCAGACUCCGCCGAUUAUAAAUGGGGAGGUGGAUGAGGAUUGGAUCUUUUCCUCACACAUUGCUAUAGUGAAAACAGCCAUGCUUCAUUUGAUUAACCACGUCGCUUUGGAAUAUAAUCGAGAGACUUGUUACGGAUGUCAAACAGACCACCCGAGCCAACUCCAGCAUCAUUGUCUCGAAGUAUUGAAAGAAGAAUUCUAUCAGACUAACUUUAUCACGCUUCAACGUCGACUCAAAACACCGCAACUCAUUCCAGCCAUUCAACAUCUGAUGAAAGAACGCGGACAAGAAGCGGAGGAUUUCAGGGUUAAGAUAAUUGUGGAGACUCUUUUGUACGAACUCAGAUCUUCGUUCGGACUGCGUGCUGCUGUUGAAGAAGUGUAUCGGAACAACAGAGAAAUUUACAAAAUCAAACAACUCUGUACUAUUUCAAACAUCUUUGGUCGCACCGGAUGAAUGAUGUGCUAUUUAGUUGCUUGUUUAUCUUCUGUAUCACUUGGAAGUGAUUGAAA
Messenger RNA from Cyprinodon tularosa, 4578 nucleotides. Its product is annotated as oocyte zinc finger protein XlCOF6-like. NCBI's taxonomy places the organism in Eukaryota, Metazoa, Chordata, Actinopteri, Cyprinodontiformes, Cyprinodontidae. Bases 98 to 2707 code for a protein of 869 amino acids. The record is from RefSeq and is a predicted model, not a curated record. Gene Ontology annotation, molecular function: methyltransferase activity; DNA-binding transcription factor activity, RNA polymerase II-specific; RNA polymerase II cis-regulatory region sequence-specific DNA binding. Gene Ontology annotation, biological process: methylation; regulation of transcription by RNA polymerase II. The transcript has 3 exons.